AUGUUGCAGGUGGAGCUGGAGGGUUGGGUGCCUCUGUGGGAAAAGCCCAACGGAAUCCCCCCUGCCGACAUUUCCUGGCUAAAAGAGGACACAGAAAGAGGGCUUUUCACCUCUGUUCAGGUGCACAAGGACAACGCGGGUCUGUUCAAGAGGCGGCGGGUGAUGAGGUCUGACCGCAUGUGGUUUUACCCACCAGAGCCUCCUGGCUACGUCAGGAGUGGUGUGCCAUCUCCACAGCCCUUUUUCCGGAACCGUGUCUUUGUGUGGCGCCCUGUAGGAGUGUGGAGGUACUCCUUGAAGUGUCCUCGAGGGGAUGAGUGUGUGGGAAGAGGACAGAAUGUGUACCUCUACAAGUCUGGCUACCACCACCGGGUACGACACAUCUGUGACGUGUCCAGCUGGUACACGAUGGUCACUGAAGUCCUGUGCUGUGGACCAUGUACAAAGGCAGCCAGAAGUGGAGAAGGCAGCGCAUUCGGCCGAUGGCUAGCAUGGGAUUCCGCUAUUGUAACUCAAAUCAGCGAGGCUCAUCAGGCCAUGUUCCCUGCCAUCCUCACCAGCAAGCGCGGUGUGGAUAGAAACGUUGUGCGCCUUUUGAGGGACAGAACCGAAGGGAACACGAUGGUCAAAGUGUGGCGGCAGAUUCAAGAGAGUCACGUCGAGGAGCACCUUCAGCGUAUGGACCUGUACACCACGCUCCUCAUGACUCUCGUGGAACCCGGAGGGAUCGUCUCUGCAUUAGGGCACACUUUCCAGGCUCCAUCUCCUCAAAGGGAGCUUCCCUCUGCGCGGCUCUUGCGACAUGCCUUCCUGUUGGCAGAGGCUGGUAACGUUCAGGACUACAGGAGCCAGAUCCUCUCCACUUUUGGCACUGUACUGAAAAUGGACUCAACCAAGAAGGUGGUGAAGAAGCUGUCUGGGGAAGGUGCACGCUCUGCCAAGUGGUUCACCAGCAUCGGAAACGAGCAUUCCCAGGUAGUUUCCUUUGUUCUGACUUGCGAGGAGUCUGCUGAGAAGCUGAGUCCGAUGUGCCGAGGUGUCGUGGACAGGUUUCGGAUGGCCAAUCAACCCGUUCCUAAAAUCCUGUACGUGGAUCGUGGUUGUUGCCGUGCCCAGGGCCGUACAGCAGUGGAGGUUUUGUUCCAGCCUUGGGUGGAUGAUGGAAUGAUCGUGCGUCUGGACAUAUUUCACUGGAUCCACCGCUUUGAUGUAGCCAUCCGAACAGAGUCUCACUCCAAGUACGCUGCAUUUAAAUCUGCGCUAGCUGGGGCAGUGCUGGCCUAUAACCGCACGGACUUGGAGCUACUCAUCAAAGCUGUCUGAGCAAAAUAUCCAGCAACGAUGUCUACGGUCUCAGAUGAGGUCGUUGUCCGCCACCACAUCUCGAGGGAACAGCUGAAGCACCAUGUGCGGAGGGUGACUCUUGGGGCUCAGGAAACGUUCCGACUCGUCCAUUUGGCCAUCGAGGAGCU
Messenger RNA from Astyanax mexicanus (Mexican tetra), 1472 nucleotides. RefSeq lists its product as uncharacterized. Lineage: Eukaryota; Metazoa; Chordata; Actinopteri; Characiformes; Acestrorhamphidae. The record is from RefSeq and is a predicted model, not a curated record. The transcript is spliced from 4 exons. The coding region runs from base 1 to 1323 and encodes 440 amino acids.